Messenger RNA from Papilio machaon (common yellow swallowtail), 1493 nucleotides. It is a transcript of the gene TpnT, whose product is annotated as troponin T, skeletal muscle. Gene Ontology annotation, cellular component: troponin complex. The record is from RefSeq and is a predicted model, not a curated record. Gene Ontology annotation, molecular function: tropomyosin binding. NCBI's taxonomy places the organism in Eukaryota, Metazoa, Arthropoda, Insecta, Lepidoptera, Papilionidae. Bases 128 to 1285 code for a protein of 385 amino acids. Gene Ontology annotation, biological process: regulation of muscle contraction; sarcomere organization; muscle contraction. The transcript has 14 exons.
GGGCGCGCCACCGCCAGAGCCGCCCCGGUCGCCGCGGACUCCACAUUCCAACGUCGCUGCGCUGCCGGUGCGAACCAGUGACUGAGUGACCGCCUUCAACCCGUGCGACAUAACAUAAAUUACCAACAUGUCUGACGAGGAGGAAUAUUCUGGCUCCGAGGAGGAGGAAGUAGAAGAAGAAGUUCCGGAGACGCCCGCUCCUAAACCAGAGAGUAGACCAUCGAUCGCGGGUGAGGGAGAUCCAGAAUUCAUCAAGCGUCAAGACCAGAAGCGGUCGGACUUGGACGAGCAGCUGAAGGAGUACAUCAACGAAUGGCGCAAACAGCGGGCCAAGGAGGAGGACGAGCUCAAGCGCCUCAAAGAGAAGCAGGCUAAACGCAAGGUUUCUCGCGCUGAAGAAGAGAAGCGCCUCGCCCAGAAGAAGAAGGAGGAGGAGGAGAGGAGAGUCCGGGAGAUCGAGGAGAAGAAACAGCGCGACAUCGAGGAGAAGAGACAGCGGCUCGAGGAGGCGGAGAAGAAGCGCCAGGCCAUGCUGCAGGCCAUGAAGGAGUCCAGCAAGACCGGACCCAACUUCACCAUUCAGAAGAAGAGCGAUAACUUCGGACUGAGCAGCGCUCAGCUGGAGCGCAACAAGACCAAGGAGCAGCUGGAGGAGGAGAAGAAGAUCUCCCUCUCCAUCCGCAUCAAGCCGCUCAACAUCGAGGGCCUGUCCGUAGACAAGCUGCGCCAGAAGGCCACCGAGCUCUGGGAGUGCAUAGUCAAGCUCGAAACAGAGAAAUACGACCUCGAGGAGAGGCAAAAGAGACAGGACUACGACUUAAAAGAGCUCAAAGAAAGACAAAAGCAGCAGCUGAGACACAAGGCCCUGAAGAAGGGUCUCGACCCCGAGGCACUCACAGGCAAGCACCCCCCCAAAAUCCAGGUCGCGUCAAAAUAUGAAAGGCGUGUCGACACACGGUCCUAUGACGACAAAAAGAAAUUAUUCGAAGGUGGUUACAGUACUAUAGAAGCGGAAGUUUUGGAUAAGUUGUGGAAGGAGAAGAUGGAUCAGUGGACGAACCGAAACAAAUCGCGACUGCCCAAGUGGUUCGGCGAGAGGCCGGGCAAGAAGAAGGGCGAGCCGGAGUCGCCGGAGGGUGAGGAGGACGUGAAGGCGGAGCCCGAGGACGAGGAGCCGCAAUACGAGCCCGAGCCCGAGGAGGAGGAGGAAGAGGUCGUCGAGGAGGAGGAGGUCGAGGAGGAGGAGGAGGAAGAGGAAGAGGAGGAGGAAGAAGAAGAGGAAUAAGGCGGGAUGGGGCGAGGUGCGAGGGGCGAAGGGCGCGGGCCGGCCGCGUCCGUUGAACUGUUUUGUAACCAAUCCAUUAACUUAUUGCUAUUAUAAAUUAUUUUUAUUAUUUAUACUGUUGAGUCAAUCGUUACGGAGCAAACAUUUACACACGACACGCGUCAACAACAUCUGUCACGUCGCAAUAAACUAAUUUAUUUCAUAAAAA